AUAUCUCUCAGCCCAAGAGCUUUGGCUUGCAGCGCGUAGAGAUGUGUCGCGUGAGGUGUGUGUUUAGCAACGGUUCAAGAUUUAUUUAAGUUUGACGUGAAAUGUGUGUUGAGUGAGUUACUACAUGGCAACAUGUUAUUUUAUAAAGAAAAGUUGUUGUCAGCUGGACAGCUUAAACGUCUCAGCGAUCAUAAAUACAGCUGUUCUAGUGCAAGUCUUUUAGAUCCAUUAUUACAACCUUGGUGGAAUUGGUUGGUCAGCAAACUGCCAAUUUGGCUUGCACCCAACCUCAUCACUGUGUCGGGUCUUAUUGUGAAUAUACUAACAACUCUCAUCCUUAUAUAUUACAGUGCAGAUGCGAAGACCGAGGCACCCAGAUGGGCCUGUUUUAUAUGUGCUCUUGGACUCUUCGUGUACCAAAGUUUAGAUGCAAUUGAUGGUAAACAAGCUAGGCGGACAAAUACCUCAAGCCCGUUAGGAGAACUGUUUGAUCAUGGUUGUGAUUCAAUUUCAACUGUUUUUGUGGCCUUGUCAGCGUGCAUAGCAGUGCAGUUGGGUUACUAUCCAGCAUGGAUGUUCUUCCAGUGUUUCUGUGCAAUGACACUAUUCUACUGUGCCCAUUGGCAGACAUAUGUCUCAGGUACUCUACGAUUUGGCAAAGUUGAUGUAACCGAAGCACAAUUUACUAUCAUACUCAUUCAUUUAAUUUCUUCAAUAUUUGGGCCAAGUGUGUGGAUGACACAGAUUCCUUGGACAGGGGGAAGAGUGUGUCACUUUGUAAGUGCUGCAUUUUUUUGUGGCUACUUGCAUCUUUUCACACAGUUCUUCCUUGUCUUUCAAAAGGGGGGAGUUGGAAAAAACGGCUCAACAGUUGCUGGCACAAGUGUACUAUCACCAGUCAUACCUUUUAGCCUUGUAAUUCUACCUGCAUAUAUCAUAUACAGGAAGAGUGCAGAAAAUGUAUAUGAGCAACAUCCAGCACUAUAUAUACUUGCAUUUGGUAUGGUGGCAGCGAAAGUGACAAACAGAUUAGUGGUUGCUCAUAUGACGAAGAAUGAAAUGGAGUAUUUAGAUACAGCACUGGUUGGGCCGGCCAUGCUGUUUCUCAACCAGUAUUUCAAUUUUUUCAUUCGUGAAUAUAUAGUGUUAUGGCUGUGUUUGUUGUGGGUGACAUUUGACUUACUGAGGUACUCCAGGCAAGUGUGCCAAGAAAUAUGUGACCACCUGAAGAUACAACUUUUUAGGAUACCCAUAAGAUCCCCUGUUACUGCAGUACCUGCUCCGGAGAAAAAUGCAUCAGCAGAGGCGCCUCAAGAAAAUGAUUCUUGCUCAAGUGACGAUGACAGUCACCCACUAUUAGAUGCACAAGAUAAUACAAUAUCCUGAAAUUUAGACUUCUUGAAAUGUGUGUGCGUGUUACGGUUUGUUCUCAAGUACAGCAUGCAGUUUCAGGAAUUUCUUGCUUUCGCAGUGUAACAGUGACAUAACUUGACAGCUAAAUGACUCAUAAUAUGCAUGGCAGUAAUGAGAGAGAAAUUGGCUAUUGCAAUUUUUUCAUAGCAGUCUUACCAGGAUUGCUCUAAAAGGUAAGAAUAUUUGUCUUUAAGAUAGAUGGUUCAGUAUUUUUAAAAUAUCUAAGGUCAUGUGCCUUAUGUCAAAUGCUGCUGAUGUUGCACAUAGCCAGCAUUUGAGAACUCAUUUUUAUUGGAAGAUGAGUUUUUUUUUCCAAUUUGCCCCAGUCCUUUGCUUUGGUGUUUCAAGCUUCUGUUUCAUGGUGUGGAUAGUUCUCAUUGUAUACACAAAAGUGGCAACUUAACAAUGAUUGUACAUUAUUUAUAGCAGUUGCAGAAUGCAAAGGGAAAACAAUUGUCAUUGUUAAAAAUGCCCAAAAACUUACAUCUAGGGGAUUGCAUGAACCCAUUAAGUACCUGUGUGUUGUCUGCAUUUGCUGUGUGUAAAUGUGUGGAAGUCUUUCAUGUUUGUUUUUAUCCUGAAUUUGUUUUCUGUGUAAUGAUAUGAUAGCAACAAAUGGUCAGAUAUAAAAUAGAUACGGCUUAUUGGUUUAUAAAACUGAGUUUGCUUGGUAAAACCUGUGCAUUUCUUCCCAAAAUGAACUUCUGCUCAUUAGGAAUAAAUUUCAAUAUUGUUAAGUAUUUCAGUGGUACACAAAAAAGCAGUGUUGUUUUUAGAAAUCCAGUCAAUGUUUUGUUACUUCCGUAUGGUUAUAUUUAUUUAACACUUUAUCAUAAUAUUCCUGAUAGUUGAGAAGACUUGUUUUGUUAUAUAAGCUUCAAUAGCUGCAAGAAGUUGUAAGGACACAGGCAUAAUAUAAAGACUUAAGGUGUAGUCAUCUUUGAGGCUCAACAACUUUUCUUUUUUAACUAAAACUUGUAAACCAAGUAAAUACUCUGUAAGCUGCCAGAUAACAGUUUAUUAAUGAAACAUUAAUUCUUUCAUUAUAUAACAAUAUCCAGAAAAAUAUAUUGUAAAUUAUGACCUUUAUUUUACUUUACAUUAAAUCAUUCACAAAAUGUAAACUGCAUACACAGAUUGAGUGACACACAUUUUGCAAAGUAGUUUUUCCUCUUUUUUCCUACAACUCCUGGCCUGCCCCCUCUCCCAUUCCUAGUCUACUUCAGGAGGUUCUCAAUGACUUAAACACAGUUGCAUAUAGGUCUAUAUUGAAGUAGAGUUGCAAAAAUUUGCAUUAAGUUUUAGACAAAUUUUUAUGUAUACUUACACAGACAUUGUGUACAUUUAAAACAUAUCAUUUCAAAGUGCCUACUGUUUAUACCUUUUUUUAUUCCAGUUAGUAAUUUGUUUUGAUGUGUCAUGCUCACUGUAACAACACAAAAUUCUUUGAAGAUUCUCAAUCAAAUCCUCUGGGAAUGCUUUUAUUAGAAAAUAACAUCACAUACAUUUGAUGGCUCACUUUGGAAGCCUAGUGACUAUUUUCCUUUAUUUAAUGAGUUCUUGCUGCUUGCUAGUACUUAACAAAGGAAAAAAAAAUUAUCUCAGAUUAUGGUGUUUCACCUUGCAUUUGUUAGAUUUUUACAGCAAAUUAAAAAAAAAAUGUAUGAACUUAUUAGUGGAUACUUAUUUGUCAUAGGUGGGUAAAGCAAAGGCAGUGCUGCAUAAACGAUAUCUCCCUCCCUCCCUCCCUCCCUCCCUCCCUCCCUCCCUCCCUCCCUCCCUCCCUCCCUCCCUCCCUCCCUCCCUCCCUCCCUCCCUCUGUCUCUCUCUCCCUGUCUCUCCCCCCCCUCUGUCCUUCCCUCCCCCUCUGUCCCUCCCUUCCUCCACCUGUCCCUCCCCCUCCCCACCACUCUCCCUCACCUCCACCACCCUGCCUUUCAUACACACCAGGAAUCUACAAGAAUUUGCGAACUCUAGGCAAAAAAAGGAUCUUGGUGAAUGUGAUUUCCAUCAGCUUCAUUACUUUAUAACCCUGUAUCAGUUUUGAAGUUCCAAGUAUGAUAAAACUGAAAAGUUAAUUAUUUCAAUUUUGCAAGAAAACCAGCUGAGCUGGAAUGGUUAAGACACUAAAAUCACAUUUGGGAGGACCAGGAUUCAAACCCUCCAGCCACCCAAAUUUUGUUUACAGUGGUUGUCUUAAAAUAUUCAAGACAAUUGUUGGGAUGCUUCCUUUGACAAUGGUGCAAUAUAUUUCCUUCUUCAUCGUUGCAAAAUCUAAGUUUGUACUCAGUCCAAAGGCAUCAUUGAUCAGAUUUUAAAACCCUCACCUUCUUCCCUUUUCAUAGAAAGAAAUGAUACAACUCUCACCUGCAAUCUGUAUACUGCAAGAAUCCAAUUACUACUACUACUACUACUACUACUACUACUACCACCACUACUACUGCUUCAGUUAUACAUUUUUUUCUCUCAGUGAUAAAUUCAUGGAUGAAUAUGGUUUGUGUUAUCGCUCACAUAUUUUAUGUUUGUACAUAAAGUCUCAAGCAUACCCUUCUUUCUUUUGUAGUGAUCAUGGUUAUACCACUGCAAACCUGUCAGUAGUUCCUAGAUGAAUUUUCACUCUACAAUGGUGUCUGCACUGAUCUGACACUUCCUUGCAGAUUAAAACUGUGAAAUAUAUGAGAAGAGGUACUUGUAAAUUUAAAACUGUGAAGUUGGAUUGUGCUUGGAUAGCUCUGUCAAAAGAGCACUAGCCCACAAGGGGAAAAGUCCCAGGUUCAAGCCUGAUCCCCCUUUGUACCUUUGCAGUUUCAUUGUCUACAAUAACUGUUGACGGAAUGUUGUAAUGAGAAAGGUAUAUUUAACCCUGGAGUCUAUGGUGUCAUAACGAUUUAAAAAAUAUUUCAAAAGUUCAACUUUUUCUUAGAACAACAGCUACACAAAAGGAAGUUGUAUGUGUUCAAGCCCUAGCCCACUGUCAACUUCAAUAAAACAGUCUCCACUUAUUUAAUUCCAUUUGCACCGGAGAAACACACCUGCUAAAGAGCAACACAUUUGUAGAUAAGGAAAGGGUGUUGUUAUGUCAAUGAUUGAGUUUCUGCUUAUACUUGCACACAGUGGUGAUUUGAUGGAAAUUGGUGAGCUUUCCCCAGAUUUAUAGUUUACAAAAACGAAAAUUGUUAAAGACAACGUUAAACUGGGCAUCAUUUUGUCAGAAAACACAAGAGUAUUUCGUAUCACUUUCAUCAAGCCAUGAUCUAUGUUCACAAUGUACAUGAUGGUUACAAUUUUGCUACUUGAGAGAGCCUACUUGAAAAAUAGGUUAUCCUAGGACAAUGAAACAUUGGGAAGACACUUGUAAAGACAUGAAUUGAACUUUGAACAGCUUGUUAAGAGCUGGCAUUUAUUGGAGUUGUUUACUGUGUGCAAAGAUUGAAACCGUUUAAAGAUCUAAGAAACAGUAUUUAGUAAGUGUUUUGCAGUGAUGAAAACUGCAGCAUGGAACAAGAUAAUAAAACCAGUAAGGAAAGGCAAAUCAUUGGUGGAUAUUACAUAGAAUAUAAGCAACAGAUAAUUGUACUUUUGAUUUAUACAAUUCAUACACCUGCAGCGCAUGUGAGCAUUCACACACACACACACACACACACACAUACACACACAUUCUCCGUGCCUCAUUUUUCGUGCCUCUAAUUUAAAUCAGACAGUUUUUUGUACAUAUGUUCAGAAACUAUGUUGUCUUCCAUUAACUUAGAAGUACUGGAGCAAUUGUAGGACUCUUGGUAACAGACACAUGUAUUGGAGAUACAGAUAUUUCAAAAUAGGGAUCAGGUAACAUGAGUGGUUGAAUGGACAUUAACAAGAUCAAAAUAGUUUCUGAGCUUUCACCCAGUGUCCAUCUUCAGAGCUGACUGACUAGUGAAAACAUACAUAUACACACACCCAUGGUAGCAUUCUGUCACCAAGGUGGAUUGUUGCAGUAGUGUUGUACCUCUCAGUCGUUCAGUGUCGACUAUAUGAUGAGUGAUUAGAUUACCUUUACUCCUUCCACUAUUUGUAUUCCACCUUCUACUUCUCAGUAUCAUCUGAAUCUAAUUAUUAACACGUGGCUUCUACCAUCCGUGUCACCUUCAUUUAUAGCUCAAUUUUAACAUUCCGAAAAGUGUUCUUGAUUUAACUUCUGUAAAUUAAAUGUUCUGAGAUUUUUAUGUAAUAAAAAUGUAAAUCAGCUCUUUAAACUUCAGCAGUGAUGCAUUCAUGAAGUGUUACAGGCUCAGAUUUCAAUGGAAUGUUUUUUGUGCGGUGAUAUAUUUGUAAAUUACCAUUCCUAAUUACUGGUAUAUUAAAGAGAAGCAGUAAUUUAAAAUAAUUUAACUUACCCUUAGUAUAGUUGAAUACCAACCCACUUGAGCAUUAAGUCAGGCACUCAUCAUUUCUGCUCCUCCUCCUCCUAGCACAAAUGAAUGUGCUGAUUGUUUACAAAUGCAGUGUCAUGAAACUUACAUUGAAAAAGGUAUUUUUAUCCAGUAUAUACAAAUAUAGGGUUUCUUUCCUUGUGUACCACUGAUGCAUUUAUCUGUUGUAGGAAAUAAUGUUUUAAGAAGUAUGGAGACAUGUAUAAAAGUUGAAUCUUUGGAAAGAGAGGUCUUUAGCAAUUGCUUAUGGAAACAAAAAUGAAGGGAAUAAUUCACGAAGACUUUUAUGUUCAUUGCAUACUAGUCUUCUUUGUGUGGACCAGCUUCUCUUUCCUGCUGUUUGAGUUUUGCAUUUUACAGUCUUUUAAUGCCUUGGGCUUCCUUUGACAUUUUGCAGUGUGAAGCUUAACAGAAACAAAUUCCUCACUAUUUGUUAAUUCUUGUAAGUUACCGUAAGAAUUAUCGUAUGAAGACUUUUUCCCAAUGUCAUGUUUGUAGAGAGUGCUGUACAAACACAUUGCAAAGUAAAAUAUUUGUAUAGGCAAUUUGGAAAUUUUUUUUAAUAAGUUGCCUGUUUCCUAUUUAUUUAUUUAUCCCCAACCAGUAAUGUACAAAUGUACUGUGCUUGCUCCCUUUUAAAUGUCAAUUGCUCUGUCCUCUCAUCUAAGGAAAUUUUGCAAGAGAGAUUUUAUUUUGUAUCUACUAUUUAUUUUGUGAUUUUAUACCUUUAUUGUGUUAUCAAGCAUAUGUGACAAUAUUGCUGGCUUGUGAUGUUUGUAACAGUUUAAUAAAAACAAUGUCAACUACCAGUUGAAGAAAAUGUU
This is a messenger RNA of Schistocerca gregaria, 6646 nucleotides long. RefSeq names its product cholinephosphotransferase 1 (gene bbc). Gene Ontology annotation, molecular function: diacylglycerol cholinephosphotransferase activity; ethanolaminephosphotransferase activity. Gene Ontology annotation, cellular component: endoplasmic reticulum membrane; Golgi apparatus. The transcript has 9 exons. The record is from RefSeq and is a predicted model, not a curated record. The coding region runs from base 133 to 1386 and encodes 417 amino acids. Gene Ontology annotation, biological process: phosphatidylethanolamine biosynthetic process. NCBI's taxonomy places the organism in Eukaryota, Metazoa, Arthropoda, Insecta, Orthoptera, Acrididae.